This is a messenger RNA of Penicillium samsonianum, 1404 nucleotides long. Its product is annotated as Cytochrome P450 E-class group I. Gene Ontology annotation, molecular function: monooxygenase activity; heme binding; iron ion binding. The record is from RefSeq and is a predicted model, not a curated record. NCBI's taxonomy places the organism in Eukaryota, Fungi, Ascomycota, Eurotiomycetes, Eurotiales, Aspergillaceae. The transcript has 3 exons. The annotation marks the transcript as partial.
AGCGAGUGUCGUAAUAGCGAUGUUUUCAAAAUCCGUGUCGGUUGGUACAACUGGGUCUUGAUCAACACACCUGAGGCAGUACGGGAGAUCUUCGAGAAGCAAGCCAUCAAAACUUCCUCCAAACAGCCUUCUCCGAUGGGCCACGACAUCGUCACCGGCGGUAAACGUAUGCCAACUAUGCCUUACGGACCACAUUGGCGGGCACAUCGAUCGGUGGUGCGCCAAGUCACGACUGUCCCCAUGACUGCAACAUUCGUUCCCAGUCAAGAAUUCGAGACAAAACAGUUGCCUUUCGACCUCGCCAUGGAUAACGACAACCAGCGAGACUUUUACCAACAUAUGCGGAGGUAUGCGUUUAGCAUUAUCAUGACCAACACAUUCGGCACGCGCGUGAAGAACUGGGAUCAUCCCGAUGCGCAGAAUGCAGUGCGCAGUCAAGCGAUCAUGCGACGAACAUCAAAGCCUGGUGCUUUUCUGGUUGAUGAUAAGUUUCCACCAUUGGCUCUUCUACCAAAGUUUCUUCAACCUGGGCGAAAGGAUGGGAUCGAAGCAGGCAAGGAAGUCCUUGAUAUCAAGAUGGGGCUGUGGCACCACUGGAAAAGCAGUUUGAGGCUGGGAAAGCGCCUCACUGUUUUGCACGAAGCAUUCUCGAAAACAAAGAUUACUGUUUCCGGUGGCCUUGUUGAGGCUGGAUUCGAGACAUCCGCUGCGACUUUGAACAGUCUCGUGCUUCAACUUGCUGCAACCCACGCCGCCCAGGAUGAGCUGAUGAGGGUGGUUGGACCAAAUCGCCUUCCAAAGUUUGAGGACAUGGUUAAUCUGCCUUAUAUUCGCGCUUGUGUGAAGGAGAUGCUUCGAAUGAACCCUAUCCUCGCCCCAGGCAUCCGUCGCUAUGAAGACCAGGACGUGAUUUACAAAAACCAUGUCAUUCCCAAGGGAACCGUGCUUCUUGCCAAUACGGCUUUCCUGCACUAUGAUCCAACACGAUUCGAAAAGCCUUUCGAAUUCAUGCCGGAGCGCUUCCUCGAGCAUAACCUGUUCAGUUCUGAGUAUGCGGCUAUGAGCGACCCGUACAAGCGAGACCAUUUUACCUUCAGCACGGGUAGGCGCACAUGCCCCGGUGCUCGUCUUGCAGAGAGCUCACUCGACAUCGCUGUCAGUGGCAUGCUGUGGGCCUUUGAGAGCCGACCGCCACUGGUGGAUGGCGUCGAGGCGGAGAUGAUCUUGAGUGACAAUGCCUAUCCCGAUGGUGGUUUCACCAUUCUUAAGCCUUUUGCUGCCAGAUUCGUGCCCAAGAGCCCAGAGAGGCUUGAACUUGACAAGAAACAGUGGCAGGUUGCGAUGCAAGAAAGCUACGAGUUGCGUGGUAUUCCGGUUGAUGUUAACGGAAUGCUUUAUCAAUGA